UUGAGCUAUGUUUUUUCGUUUUCUCAGGUGGUCAGAAGAAGAAGAAAAUGUUCUUCUUCAGUGGUGCGAUGGAUCAGAAUCCGUGGUAGUGGCAAUAAAGAAACUGAUCGUGAUGAAGGCGAAAAGCCCAGUCAAGAGAACGAGCAAACAGAAGAGUCAACCAGCACGGAAGAGAAGCCGGAAAAGCCCAAGGUGGACCCAGCUUUGCUCCGGAAACUACGGAUCUAUGUGCUCAUAGUCGGUGGAUUGUCUUUUGUUAUGUCUUUCAUAGCUCUUUCACAAAUGGCUACUGGUCAAGCCGAAACGGCAGGAGUACAAAGCGAAUACUUGACAAGGCAAGGAAUUGACAUGGGUACCUUCUUAGCAAAGUACAUCAGAGCCGGAGAGGUGAGAAGAAUAAUAUUCUGUCCCGAUUAUGCUCGGGCUGUGGCUUUCCUACAUACUGGAGCUGUUAUUGACGGCAGAAAGGUUCACGAACCGGUUGUUGUAGUCGCCUAUCCGCACAGCGCUCAACAGUUCUGGGCAGAUGUGCGGAAAGAGGAAGAAGAUAUGGGAAUUUCAGUAUCAGACGGGGUCCCCAUGGACAUGUACAGAGGCAUGACUGUCGUCAGGAUGAUCGAGUUGGCUGUUGGUGUGCUCAUACUUGCCUGGUUAAUUACACAAUAUGGCCGUUUAAUUUCGCGGAGAAUAAUGGCCAACAGGCAGAAAAAAAGCGGUGGCUACGUUUUCUUCGUAUUUGAGGAUUGUUACAUCUUCACCGAGCUUGCCAAUAUGACAGACGUUAUGCGUGAUAUGAUCGCGCAGCUGAUGGGACGUCAAAAAGAAGACGAAGAUGUACAAAUACCUAUUCGUUCCAGGACCACACCGCGCAGACUCGACUUCCUACAAACCACCACACAUCUAAAACAGUCUAUGCACGUGAAGCCAUAUAACUAA
This is a messenger RNA of Cooperia oncophora, 936 nucleotides long. The record is from the annotation of a GenBank genome assembly. NCBI's taxonomy places the organism in Eukaryota, Metazoa, Nematoda, Chromadorea, Rhabditida, Trichostrongylidae.